AGUUCAUUGAAAAGGCACAGACUUUCUCUCACUGCUUUUUCUCUCUCUUCAACUUCUCUCACUCCUUUCUCUCUCUAGCCUCCCUCUUGACACAAAAUUGACAUUUCUGGCAACUCAGAACUCUACAAUCAGUACAGUUGAAGGAUCGAUUCCAAGUUCAAUUGGUGCAGUUUUGGUGUUUUGGUGUUUGCAGUUGUUUGAGAAGGCAGCUGAUUCUUAGCUUCCAAGAAUAGUAGUCCCCAUGUUUAAGUUCUGGAUUUUAAUUGCAACGCCAGAUAGCAAAAAAGUUUGUUUUAUUGAUAUCUUGCUAUGUUAGUAAUUGCAUAGCGACAUUUAACAAUCAAAGGUUUUGGACUUAAAUUAUCUAUGCCUGGUAAUGAAGUCAAAGAUAGGGUUCACAACUUUUUUGCACAAGACAGUAUGUCACAAGAACAUCAUUCCCCUGUAGUGGAUGGGAAUUUGCCAGCUCUAAGUAACAGUUUGGGGGUUGGAAGCCAGAGGCAGACAGGUGGACUGAGUUCCAAUGCGUACAACUUACAGAUCUCUGAUACUACUAGAGGACAUAGCAGUUAUCCAUUUAAUGGGCAGCGUGGCUUGGAUUCUGCACAAUCAACUCAAUGGGCUGAGUUUGCUAGAGGUCAGCAGCCAAACUCGAACGGAAUCAUGUAUGGUAAUCAGUACUACCAGACAAGGCAGGAUGAAUCAAGUUUUUCGGCUGUGAAUACAGGUUCUAAUCAAUGUAAUCUAGCCUCAGGGGGCUCAUUUUUUCAUGAAUUGCAGCGAGGGGCGGGUCUUGAGCAGCAGGCAAGAGGACUAGUUAGGUCAGAACCUUCUGGGAGUCCUGUUAGUUUGGAUCUUUUUGGUGGUCAGCAAAUGAACGGUCAGCAAUCGAACAUGCUGCAAUCUUUGCAACGACAACAGUCUAGGCUAAACGAAAUGCAGCAACUACAACAGCAAGCCAUGUUCAUGAAGAUGCAAGAACUUCAGAGGCAACAGCAACUAGAUGCCGGUCCACAAAAUCUAUUGAAUCAGGUUCCCCCUGUUCCUAAGGUGGCAUCUAGUAACCAUUCUCCUGCUUCUAUUAAUGGCACCAAUUAUUCCGGUGCAGUAAAUUUUGCACUGGCAACUGAGCUUGGCAACAAUAAUUGGUUGCAACAUGGUUCUCCAGUCCUUCAAGGAUCCGCAAAUGGAUUCAAUCCCACCAAUUAUGAACAAGCACAACAUUUGAUGGGUUUGAUUCCUCAAAACAUUGAUCAGUCUCUAUAUGGAAUUCCUGUUGCCAAUUCAAGAGGAAGCCUGAGCCAACUUCCACUGGUGGGAACAAAGAAGCCUACAGUACAGCCAAUGCCAACCUUUACUGGUUCAUUUCCGGUCAAUGAAUGCACUGAAUUGUCAGGUCAAGUCAGUGGGCAGGAUGGGACUUCCAUUCAUAGAGUGAGUUUGCAAGGUGAAAGCUUUUUUGGUCACACCGUAAGUCAAGCUCUAUCUAAUGCAGUAAAUACUGAGAACCUUCAGCAAGCAAAUAAUGUGCAAAAAGGUUCAGCUCUCCAGGAUUUCUGCAGCAGACUGGAUGUAACCAUUCAAGCAGAGACCUCACAGGAGAAAGUUGCGACGCAAGCUUCUUCACCACAGAAUGAAGUUGGUUUAGAUCCUACAGAAGAAAGAAUUCUGUUUGGUUCAAACAGCAGUAUAUGGGGUUCCUUUUCCAAGAGCCCUAAUAGGAAUGAGGAAGGUGUUAAUCUGUUUGACAGUGCAGGAUUGCUAACUGGAUCUCCUUCUAUCCAAGGUGGUACUUGGAGUGCUCUUAUGCAGUCUGCUGUUGCAGAAACUUCGAGCAGUGAUUUAGGUCUGCAGGAGGAAUGUAGUGGUUUGAAUUUUCACAGUGCUGAAAUUCCUUCAGGGAAUCAGAAUCUGAUGUAUAACAGUGGGAGACGUAAAUCAUCUUCUGCUGACAAGUUGCCUCUAGCACCAUCCUUGAAUUCUUUUUCUGUUCGGCCAUCUGAUAGCAUCAUUAUGAAUAACAGCUUCCACAACGUCCAGGGGCACAGGUUUCCAUAUGAGCAAGGUCAGAAUCUGCAAGCAAAUUCUCAAAGACCUGUCGAGUCAUCACAUGGAGGAAGCAAGUGGUCAGAUUUCGGUCCACUGCAGACGUCAGUUGCUGAAUCAGGCCAGAUAUUUAGCAAUACUUCAUAUCCUCUUGAUACAGAAAUGAUUUCUAGAAGGGGUUCUAGGUCCUUGACACCUGAGCUUGGUGGAGCUAGACAACCAUGGAUGAAAUCAGCUAGUUGGGGUGUUCUUGGGUCAGCAGUAACCUCUGGAGAUGCAGCUUUUAGUGUUUUGAGUGAGGACUCAUCAAAACGUUUGCAGGACAACAAUCAGAAGAAAUGCAUCCAAGAGAAAGUCUUUCAUGGUGGUGUGACAUUGAAAUCUAGUUCACGCAGUAAUUCUGCAGUUGAUAUGGAGCAUGCGGGAUCAUCUAUGGCUAGUCCACGGGGGUAUUCAGAGGUUUUUAGCUCGUAUCACUCUGCCACAGCUCCAAACUCAAGUACGAUGAAGUGCUCAUCCCCUUGCGUUGAUGGUAAAGAGUUCACAGUGCAUGAGUUGGAGAAUAGUGAUAAGAAGGAUAAUUCAAAUGACAGCUCUCACUCUAACCUACAUCCCCAUUCUUUCGCUGGUGGGGUUAGGGAAAAUGCUUUAUCAGAUGCCAGUGAUUCAAGGUGUCAUCUCAUGGGGAAACAGAAGUUGUCUAAUCAGGGCGGUCGGAAAAAUUCUUGGCCUCCAAAGUUUCAGUAUCAUCCCUUGGGAAACUUGGAUGAGGAUGCUGAUCCUUCUCGCAGCAUGGAGCAAUCUACUCAUUCUCAGUCUAUAGUGCAGCACAAUCCCCAGCAUGGCCAAUCAAAAGUUUUUGGUCAGGUUCCUCACAGUCUGGCAGAACUGGAGAAGGGGCAAUUGUCUGAUGUUUUGAUGGACAACAAAGGCUCUAGUGAGGUGCAUUGUCAAAGCAAGUUUCCUGGUGGUGGAUCUAAUAUUCCUGGGCCGUUCAACAGAGCUCUUGACUUACAUUCACCUAAUAAAGCUGCGGAAUCUAGUCCAAACAUGCUACAGCUUAUUCAGAAGGUGGACCAGUCGAGAGAGUAUGGUUCCGUGGCAGAGUUAGGUCAUUCUGAAAAAAAAGCAACAUCUAAGAUGCCUGAAGCAGCAGAGGAUUCUGAUGAGUCUGUUGGUCAUCACCUGAGGAGUCAGUCUGCUUCCUCUCAAGGCUAUGGUCUACAACUUGGCCCUCCAUCCCGACGUGCAUCAGUCCGAAACCAUUCUUUGACAUCUCAGCGCCCGAUCCAAGCUUUUAGCUCUUCACACUCAAGUCAUGCUGCUGUUGACACUGGUGAGAAGAAUCAAGGACCAAUGCACCCCCCUCAUCAGGCUCAAUCCUUACUUUCACCUUCUGAUCCAUCCCAGGAAGGAUUGAAGAAUAUAGGAUUUGGUAUUGCAGGAAGUACCAAUAAUGUAACUUCUAUGUAUGCAAUGCCCGGAAACCUUUCUCCAGCAUUUGAUUCUCAUUCUGGUUUUCCCUAUAGGGGAGGUCAGCUUAAAAUUCCAAAUGUGGCUAGGACUACUGCACAACUCCCAACAAAUCAAUCCUUGAGUGUAUCCUUUGAUAAGCAUGCUUCUUCUCAUACAGAGAAAGGUGACUCUUGCAGAGGAUCUGCAAAUGGUCAGUCUGUGGAGGCUUCCUUGCUGGCUGGGGCUGACAAGUUACAAGAUAAGCCUAUCCUCUCCGCAGGCAAGUCUCAAUUAAGCAACACCAAUCGUACAGUGGAAAGUAUCUUUACCAAUCAAGUUACAUCCCAAGAGCCAGUAUCAGUUUCUCAGGCAUUAGUGUCUGGCAUCGGUCAGCAGGGUACGUAUUCAAAAAUGUCAUCCGGUAUGUGGGGUACUUAUCCACCACCUCAACAACCUUUUGGCUCUCAGUAUGGCAAGGAUCCUUCUCAUAUUUCCCAAUCACAUCAAUUGAAUAUUGUGGAGUCAUCAUUCUCUGCUCCUGGGAGGCAAAGUGAUCAAUACUUGAAUAGAGGUAAUUUUGCAUCCCAGAUUGGUACUAGCUCAGUGGAUUCCCUGGUUUCUUUUGAAGGGGAAGAACAGCGAGCAAAGGAAAGUCAUUCUCAGCAAAUAUCAGUGAGAAAUGUUGACCACAUCCAGAAGAUGAAUGAUUCACAGGGUAGAGAACCUUUUAUCAAGUAUAUCUUGGGAGGAUCUCCUGCAAAUGCUGCAUCUAUGCAAAGAGAUAUUGAAGCCUUUGGCCGAACUUUGAAGCCCAACCUUUCUAAUCAGAACUAUUCCCUAUUAAACCAAGUGCAGGCCAUCAAACAUGUGGAGGUCGAUCCAACCAAUAGGGACUUCAAAAGAAUGAAAGUAGCAGACAGCAGUACAGGUGCUCCACAAGUUUCUUCUGGGGACACUGAAAUGUUGGGAUUCUCUGUGCCAGAGGAUUUGCAAAGAAGCAUUUCAUCUCAACAAGGGAGGAAAAUGUCUCCUCAUGAUGUACUUGCACUUCAUCAGGUGGAUUCUCAGAGCAGCAGUCACAGCAAUAAUACAAAUUCCGUUACGCUUGAACAAACACAAAAUGGUUCUCAGUUGGAACCUUCCUGGUUCAGUCAGUGCAGAACCUUAAAAAAUGGGCAGAUGUUACAUAUGUAUGAUGCUCGUAGAGCUGCUGCAAUGAAGACAGUGGAACAACCUUUGACUAUUGGGAAGUCUUCCAGUAGUUUGCAUGCACUUAAUUCUAUGCUGCAAAUAGUGCCUGCAACUUCUGAUAGAAGUACAAUUGGUAAUAUUGAACCUAAUUCUGUCCCCAGCUCUGCUGCAAUUGACCAUUUUUCUUCUCCGACAUUGCCAGUGAAUGUUGAUCAUCAGCACCUAAUUUCGAAACCCAUGAAGCGGAAACGUGCUACAUCUGAAAAUACUCCUUGGCAUAAAGAAGUUUUAGCAGAUUCACGGAGCAGUCAGACAAUCAGCCUGGCAGAAAGAGAGUGGGCUAGAGCUGCUAAUAGGCUUACUGAAAAGGUUAAAGAAGGCAUUGAUUUUAAUGAGGAAGGGGCACCAGGGGUUAAAGCUAAAAGAAGAGCUAUAUUGACCACUCAGCUUAUGCAGCAACUACUCCCCUCUCCCCCUGCAGCAAUUCUUUCUGCAGAAGCUAAUUCAGAGUAUGAGAGUGUGGGUUACUCCAUCUCUAGAUUGGCAUUGGGGGAUGCAUGCAGCAUGCUUUCUUGCUCAAAUGAUGAUCGUAAUAUGCCUUGGGAUGACAAAGAACAGCUUCCCGAAGAGUGCAUUACUUCUCAGAGGAUUAAUAAACAUGAUUUUGCCAAAACUCUAGAAGAGUUACAGGGAAGAGCGAGGAGAUUGGAAAGCGAUUUUAUGAGACUGGACAAGAGAGCAUCAGUAUUAGAUGUGACAGUGGAUGGGCAAGACCAGGAGAAGUUCGGCGUUAUUAAUCGGUAUGCUAGGUUUCUUGGUCGGGGGCAAUAUGAUGGUAUUCCUCAGAGAUACGUCACAGCGCUUCCAAUACCAAAAGAUCUGCCUAUUGGAGUGCACUGUCUUGCUCUAUAAUCACAAAUGAAUUGAAUCUUUUCUGUGCUCUGUCAUCAAUUACCUCAACUUCCAGUAGACAUUUUUGUCCUAGUCAUGUACUAGUGCUAGCAAGAAGAAAAUAGAAACCAUACAAUCAGUAUUGCCGAACAUACUCAAUUGUCAUCUCAGAUGGAAUGUAGCUGUCCAAUCUUUUGCAUGUAGGCCAUUUAUGUCAUUAUCAAGAAAAUAUACAUGUACAUCUCUUCAAACUUAGUGAGGGGGGAGAGACUAGGGUGCCCCAUCAUUUUUUGCCAGAAGUGGGGAGAAUACAUACUCUGUGCUUCUAAGCUGUUGAUUUACAGUUGGUCAAACCUGUUGUUGCAAAUUGUGGAAGCUAUUAUAAUUGCUUUAGCCAGGUUUGGGGUAUUUGUAUUGGCCAUCAUUAUGUAUAAGAGAUGCCCAGGCUCAUAAUUGAUUCUGUUGGUGCCUUUUAUUUUUUGAUGAAGGCUAAUUUUCAGUUGGUGGAUCAUCAACCAUUUGUAGUUAGUUUUUAGAGUUAACAACUGGAAACAGGCCAAACUGUCCAGAUUGUUCAGAACAUAAUUUAGUUGAAAAAGGUGCUUUUAAGCAGCAUGAUAUUUCAUAAUUUCCCUUGUGUGGUUCUUAAUGUGCAACUGCUGUGCAGAUUUUU
Messenger RNA from Solanum stenotomum, 6256 nucleotides. RefSeq lists its product as uncharacterized. The transcript is spliced from 9 exons. NCBI's taxonomy places the organism in Eukaryota, Viridiplantae, Streptophyta, Magnoliopsida, Solanales, Solanaceae. The record is from RefSeq and is a predicted model, not a curated record. The coding region runs from base 367 to 5604 and encodes 1745 amino acids.